AGCACAACCACCACCAAAUAUCCACCUAAGCCAACCCAUUUUUUUUCGUUUCCCUCGUUGGCCUAUAAAAUCAGCACCAGACGAAGAAGAUAACAUGUCCCACAACUUCAAAUAGUUGAAACACAAAACCCUAGCUAGCUACUUGAAGUGUCAAGACUUUUUGAUCUUUGAUAAGUACAUUAUUAUUAUCUCUAUUAUUUUAUACGAUGGCUGGAUCCACCGUUGUGAUGAAGCUAGUUUGCUUGUUGGUUGUAGCCAUGGCGAUUGCUGCCCCAAUAGCUCAGGCUGCCUUAACAUGUGGACAUGUGUCUACUAUGAUCAAACCAUGCAUACACUACCUGAACAAAGGCGGGGCUGUACCGUAUGCAUGCUGUAAUGGAAUUAGGUCACUGAACAGCGCGGCCAAGACAACCGUUGACCGCAAGUCCACCUGCAAUUGUCUAAAGUCGGCCACUGGUAGUUUUAAAAGAAUCACCAUCAUUCUCGCCGCAACACUUCCCGGCAAGUGUGGCGUCAGCGUGCCUUACAAGAUUAGCCCCUCUACCGAUUGCAAUAAAGUGCAUUGAGCUUCGAUGGUUCUAGAGAACAAAAUAAAGUGCGUGGAUGUUUAUCCAUAUAUACGUACGUUUUUGUAUAAACUCCUUCCUUAUGGGGAGUUUCGUUAAUAAAAUAUAAUAACUGUAAUUUCAUGAACUUUUUGUCAGGAGUAAUAAUAAUGGAGUUCUUAUUGACUGGUUUAAA
This is a messenger RNA of Humulus lupulus (European hop), 741 nucleotides long. RefSeq names its product non-specific lipid-transfer protein 1-like. Gene Ontology annotation, biological process: lipid transport. The transcript is spliced from 2 exons. Gene Ontology annotation, molecular function: lipid binding. Bases 207 to 566 code for a protein of 119 amino acids. The record is from RefSeq and is a predicted model, not a curated record. Gene Ontology annotation, cellular component: membrane. NCBI's taxonomy places the organism in Eukaryota, Viridiplantae, Streptophyta, Magnoliopsida, Rosales, Cannabaceae.